AUGAUUACAAUGCUUCUGCUACACUCGACCUUGAUUGUAUCUUUCCAGACUAUUGUACAGAUUUUGAAAUUAAAGGGUCUUGUAGAGGCUUCAUACUUUUCUGUUGUUCCUUCCAAAUCUACAUAUGGAAUCCAUACGGGAGUUCACAAUCAAAUACCUAUAUCUCCUUUUGGUUCCAAUUUAAAUGCUGAUUAUUUCUAUGGUUUUGGUUAUGACCCUUCAACUGAGGAUUACUUGGUUGUUUUAAUGUCACAUCAUGGUUCAGAUAAUACUCCAUUACAUUUGGAAUACUUCUCAUUGAAAGCUAAUACAUGGAAAGAAGUUGAGGGUCCUCACUUCCCUUAUGCCAAUGUGAAUGUCUACGGCGAGCCCACUCCGCCCAAAGGCGGGUCUUUCUAUAAUGAGGCUAUUCACUGGUUGGCUUAUCAUAAUGAUUUACAAAUGAAAGUUAUUGUUGCGUUUGAUUUAAUGGAAAAGAAACUUUCAUACAUGCUUUUGCCGCUUGAUUCUGAUGGUGGGCAUAAGCAUUAUUGUAGUUUAUGGGUAUAUGGAGAGUUUCUCAGUGCAUACACUAGGAAUUUUAGAAAUGACACAGUUGAUAUAUAUGUGAUGAAAGAAUACAAAGUGAAUUCGUCUUGGACUAUGACUCUUGCUCUUCCUAUUGAUGUCAUCCCAAACAAGGACUUUUGUCCAUUGUGUUGUACAAAAAGUGGUGAUAUUGUUGGGACAGAUGAUGCCGAUUUUGGCAGUGGAUUGGUGAAGUAUGAUAAAAAUGGACAAUUUCUAGAGCAACAAUCUUAUACUAAUGACGAUCUUAGAUGCCAAGUGACUAUGUAUACAGAGUCUCUGCUUUCGCUCCCUAGUGAUGGUGACAACCAGCAAGGUUAA
This is a messenger RNA of Vicia faba (fava bean), 888 nucleotides long. The record is from the annotation of a GenBank genome assembly. NCBI's taxonomy places the organism in Eukaryota, Viridiplantae, Streptophyta, Magnoliopsida, Fabales, Fabaceae.